AUGGCUACUAUCCCUCAACUGCAUCCCAAGCUCUCACUGCACCUCGCGGACCGCUCACUGACUCCUCUGAUCUCCACCUCGAGGACGUUGGCGUCGGGUGCCGGCGGCGGCAGCAGCAGCAGCAGCCCCGAUGAGCAGCAGAAGAAGCAGGAUGCCCUUGCCAGUCUUACCUCGACGGCGCUCACCAUCCACGACGCGGCGCUUCACUUCGGCCUGGGCCGCCCGCAGCGCGUGCUGGUCGACUACGGAGGUCCCGUCAUGAUUCAAACUUUUCUGGACCCUGCCGCCCUGCGGGAUGAGCAUCAUUCUGCACUACCACCAGUAGCAGCAACGACGAAUCCACAGGCAAUGGCUGCAACGGCGGCGGGCCCCCCUGGUGGUGGUGGUGGUGGUGGCGGUGGUGCAACUCACUUGAUGCCCCACAGGCCACUUCCCCACCGUGGCCUGUCUGCGUCAUCCAUCAGGUCUGCCUUUUCGAGGCCUAGCAGCAGCAACACCACCGGGCAGAGGUCGCAGAUGGACGGCGAUGGGUUCAGGGUGAACGGUUCUUCGGCAGCGUCCCAAGCCGAACGGGCGGCCUACUAUGGCGGCCAGGACUUUUCCAAACCUGUUGCUGCUGCUGCCAAGAAUGGCCACGCUGCAGAUUACGACGACGAUGACGAACAUGAACAUCAUGACAGUAACGACGACGGCGAUAGUAUGGAUAGCCACAAGGAAGACGAAGACGCAGACGCCCCUCCAAUGCUCGUCGGUAUCGUUCUGAGCGCAAGCGUUGAAGAGGCAACCGACGCCAGGAGAGCCACUGCUCGCUUGGAGAAGAUAGGUUGUGAAAUUCAGCGACGCUGGUCUGCCGAAUGA
Messenger RNA from Pyricularia grisea, 858 nucleotides. RefSeq lists its product as uncharacterized. The transcript has a single exon. The coding region runs from base 1 to 858 and encodes 285 amino acids. Lineage: Eukaryota; Fungi; Ascomycota; Sordariomycetes; Magnaporthales; Pyriculariaceae. The record is from RefSeq and is a predicted model, not a curated record.